ACUGGCUUCAACCAGAUCUCUUUAACCCUACUUACACCCGCACUCGUCCCGGUCUCACACAGGGAGUGUGUUCACUUCAUGAGAGUGUAUCACAGCGUGUUGGUGCGCGUGUAUGCGGACAAACGCGUGUAUGCGGACAAAAGCAUGUGAAAUAUGAGUAAGAAAGUUCAGUUGGUCAUUUAAUUGGGACACGUUGCGGAUUACUAAGGAAGGAAGAGACUAGCAACACACAGGGCAUGGCACUUUGUGGAGUCAAGAUGAGGCGAUUCCUGGGGCCCAAUGUGUACCCAGAAGCCCCAGAUGGAGGCUGGGGGUGGAUGGUGGCCAUCGCCUUCUUCGUGGUGGAAGCUUUCACCUACGGCACCAUCAAGAUCUUCGGCAUCUUCCUCCAGGACAUCAUGGAGGAGUUCGGCGAGACCAACAGUCGAGUCUCCUGGAUUAUUUCCAUCUGCAUUUUUGUCAUGACCUUCAAUGGUCCUCUUUCCUCCGUGUUGACGAGCCGCUGUGGGUUCCAGCCUGUUGUUAUGAUCGGAGGUUUACUUAUCGCCACCGGUACCAUCGCAACCAGCUUUACCAGCUCCAUCAAUCAAAUAUACAUCACAUAUGGAUUGGUAGCAGGACUGGGCUACAGUCUGACCUUCCUCCCCACAGUGACCAUCCUCUCACAGUAUUUUACGCGGCGGCGGUCUCUGGUCACAGCUGUAGCUUCCACCGGAGAGUCGCUGUCUAUGUUCGCCCUCGCACCAGCCUUUUCUGCGUUGAGGGACCGUAUCGGCUGGAGGCACACCAUGUUAGUGAUAGGAGCUCUGCAGAGCACCAUCAUCAUCUGUGGAGUCCUGCUUCGGCCAAUCGUCAUCAAACCCAAAGUGACCUGUGAGACAGAAGCUGAAGGAUCGUCCCCAAAGGAGCUGGAACCCUUCGGUUCACCGGUGAAUGUAGAGGAUAUAAACCCACAGGACUCAACUACCUCAAAUGCACAGAAUACCUCCCACAGUGCGGACCAUGAGCUCAGCCAAACCUCUGUGAGCACAGGAGACUCUGGAGUCCAGUCCGUAAAGGAAACGUACGACAGCAGCCAAGCUGAGAAGACGUUACUGCACAAAGAAGCCAAGAAAUCUGCGGAAAACGGUAAAGCAAAGACUAGUCAAUUUGAAUCUGUGGAGAAACGGAGCGAAGAUGCAGAGAAACAAAUCAUGCAAGUGGAGGAAAUGAAAUCAGGUGAUGGAAAAACGUCCACAAAGAAAUCAAAGCUGAUAGAUUUCUCCAUCCUCAGAGAGUGCAGCUUCAUUCUCUACUCUAUGUUUGGACUGUUCGCCACGCUUGGUUUCUUCGCGCCCCCUUUAUACAUCAUCGAUCUGAGCGUGAGUCGAGGCGUGGAGCGGAGUCACGCCACGUACAUGCUCUCCAUCAUGGCCGUGACAGAGAUAUUCGGGCGGUUCUCCAUCGGGUGGAUCCUGUCACGAGAAAGGUUCAGGAAAAGGAAGCUGCUCGUCCUGCUGGUGUGUGUGAUCACCAUGACCGUGGAUCUGGUGGGAUUCACUCUGGUGACGGAGUUCUACGGCCUGGCGGUCUGCUGCGCUUUCUACGGGUUCUUUAUGGGAACGGUAGCCUGCACACACAUCCCGAUGCUGGCUGAGGACGAUGUGGUGGGAAUAGAGAGGAUGUCCUCGGCUGCCGGGAUCUACCUGUUCAUACAGAGCUUUGCUGGGCUCUCUGGACCCCCACUUGGAGGUAAGAGUUUAUUCCGAAUACUGUCUAUGGUUCAGGGCUGCACAUAACUGGUGUGCAGGUGCGCAUGCGCACCGGG
Molecule: messenger RNA, 1807 nt
Organism: Notothenia coriiceps (black rockcod)
Lineage: Eukaryota; Metazoa; Chordata; Actinopteri; Perciformes; Nototheniidae
Product: monocarboxylate transporter 7-like
Exons: 5
Coding region: 237-1778 (513 amino acids)
Biological process (GO): monocarboxylic acid transport; transmembrane transport
Molecular function (GO): monocarboxylic acid transmembrane transporter activity
Source: RefSeq, a predicted model, not a curated record